GUGGGGUAAUUGGGUUAUCAACUGACGAUGUUUCAAUCUCGCCGGAGUCCGGUUGAUCGCCGAUCGACGUUUGCGUCGGUCUAUUAAAGCAUUAAGACCCGCUGUCCUCCAACACCGCGAGCAACCAUGUAUUUUCCUACUUUCGCAUGUCUGCUGGGGGCUUUGGUCCUGCCGGCCAUCACGCAGGCCUUCGAGCACACGCCGCUCGAGCUGGCCGUGCCUCGUCUGCACGCCAUCAAGCAGCUGCAUAAAUCCACCGCCAGAGGCCUAUCGCCACGCGCGCUGCCCUACACCGAGCACAACCUCUCCGUGCCCAUCGACCACUUCCACAACGACUCGCGCUACGCCCCUCACACCUCCGACGAGUUCAGCCUGCGCUACUGGUUCGACGCCAGCCACUACCGCAAGGGCGGACCGGUGAUCGUCAUCGCCGCCGGCGAAACCGACGCCACCGAUCGCUUCCCCUUCCUGUCGCAGGGGGUCGUCACGCAGCUGGCCAAAGCCCAUCACGGCAUCGGCGUCAUCCUCGAGCACCGCUACUAUGGCUCCAGCUUCCCUUUCGACUCGCUUGACACCGACAACAUCCGCUUCCUCUCCACCGACCAGGCCCUCGCCGACUACGCCUACUUCGCGGAACAUGUCACCCUCCCGGGCCUCGAGCACGUCGAUCUCAGCCCUAAGUCCACCCCCUGGAUCGCGUACGGCGGAUCCUACGCCGGCGCCUUCGUCGCCUUCCUCCGCAAGCUCUACCCCGAGGUGUACUGGGGCGCGGUGUCGUCGUCGGGCGUAACCCAGGCCAUCAUCGACUACUGGCAGUACUACGAGCCGAUCCGGCAGUACGCGCCGAGCGACUGCAUCCGCGCGACGCAGGAGUUCAUCGACGUCGUGGACCGCGUGCUGAUCGACCACGCCGAGAACAAGACGCUCAAUUCCCAGCUGAAGACGGCGUUCGGGGCGUCCGCGCAGUACGACGACGUCACCUUCGCCAGCUCGCUGUCUGUCGGGUUGGACGACUUCCAGGGCCGAAACUGGGACCCGGCUAUCGGGAGCUUGGGGUUCAGACGGUACUGCGAUAACAUCACCGCGACGGACCUGCUGUAUCCCGAGACCAAGAAGGUCGAGGACUCGAUCAAGCAGAUUGUCGACGUGGCCGGGUACGACGCGGAGAACGAGACGUUCGUGACGCAGAUCCUCAACCACGUCGGGUUUCUCGAUAAGCUGGUAUUCUCGUACUCGGAUGCCGAUCUCGACUCAACCUCCGACUCUGACCCCAACCCUAUCGCAUCAAACAACUCCACCGCCAAACCCCUCCCCAAAUCCUCCGGCACCAGCUGGAGCUACCAAGUGUGCACGGAAUGGGGGUACUUCACGACCGGCACGGGGGUGCCCAACGACACACUUCCUCUGAUCUCGCGCGUGCUCGACAUCCCCGCGCUCUCGAGCUUCUGCCCAUCGCAGUUCGGAAUCACCACGCCGCCUCAAGUCGAGAACAUCAACCAGCACGGGGGGUACGAUUUCUCGUUCCCCCGCGUGGCGAUCAUCGACGGACUGGCGGACCCCUGGCGCGACGCGACGCCGCACGCCGACGGAACCGCCAAGCGCGAGUCUAGCGAUGAAGAGCCGUUUAUUCUGCUGGACAUCGCGGCGGAGGACGUGUGGGAUGGGGUGCGCGGGGCGGUGCAUCAUUGGGAUCAGAACGGGGUGGUGGGGAAUCAGACGGGUGUUGUGCCGAAGGAGGUGAAGGAGGUGCAGAAGGAGGUGGUGCGGUUUGUGGGCGUUUGGUUGGAGAAGUGGAGUGAGAGUAGGAAUAGUACAGGCUUAAGGAAGGGGGUUGCACAUGAUCUGAAGUGAUGGAUAUUUAUUGGAGAUAAUGGAUCGUGGGUCCGAGCGAGUCUGAACCGUGGUUAGAGCAUGAUCUAUGCUGAUACGAACGGAUAUGACUGGCUGUGGCGUUCGUAUAAGUACUCGAAUAUGACAUGAAC
This is a messenger RNA of Aspergillus steynii IBT 23096, 1982 nucleotides long. RefSeq names its product putative extracelular serine carboxypeptidase. Gene Ontology annotation, biological process: proteolysis. Bases 127 to 1851 code for a protein of 574 amino acids. Gene Ontology annotation, molecular function: serine-type exopeptidase activity; dipeptidyl-peptidase activity. The record is from RefSeq and is a predicted model, not a curated record. The transcript has a single exon. Lineage: Eukaryota; Fungi; Ascomycota; Eurotiomycetes; Eurotiales; Aspergillaceae.